Wasmannia auropunctata (little fire ant) is the source of this 5830-nucleotide messenger RNA. Its product is annotated as type I inositol 3,4-bisphosphate 4-phosphatase. Gene Ontology annotation, molecular function: phosphatidylinositol-3,4-bisphosphate 4-phosphatase activity. Gene Ontology annotation, cellular component: cytoplasm. Bases 633 to 4532 code for a protein of 1299 amino acids. The transcript is spliced from 19 exons. NCBI's taxonomy places the organism in Eukaryota, Metazoa, Arthropoda, Insecta, Hymenoptera, Formicidae. The record is from RefSeq and is a predicted model, not a curated record.
CCACCCAAUCGCGGUGACCCGGCGGCGCGCACGGUUGUUCUUAUCGCUUCCCGGAUCGCCUCUCGGUGUCGCCGCCGCGGCGAUGUCCGUCGUUCUGUCGCAUCGCCCGCCGACCGCUAUGUUUGCCUCUCGCGCUCCGCGCCUCCGCGUCCCGCCCGCGAUGCGUUGAGAAAGUGUCGAAACGUCGCCGCGCCGCGCGCGAGUUUCCAACGUUAACGACGACGCGCCGACGACCGACCGACGACGAGAUUCGCCCAACAUCUCCGUUCUCCAUGUCGCACGUGCGUCCCGUCGUCGGCACGAGAUUGAUCCGCACCGAUAGCGCGACGACGGGAAUGAGCUGCCCUGCGCGGGGAACGGCGGCGCGGGACACGUCUGAUUUUUGACAGGGAUUUCCCCGAUGCGGAUCGCGAGAACGGACGACGCGUGCCUCCUGGAUCCCCUGGAUUCCCACUGUCGCCACUGAAUUCAUCAUUCGACGUCCUGAGCGAGCGUCGUCGGCAACCCGCGCCACAAUGCCGAUGGCAGCAGCGAGAGGAACCGCCAGCAGCGAUCCAUCUGUAAAAAUGUAUAUAUAAGAGACAAGUAAGCAACGGAGACUGUAAAUAUGUCGGCUUGAUUGCCCGCGCAAGAUGAGAUUCAAUAAGCAGGAGCUAUUGACACUGGCUACGCAGCCUUCGCAGAAAUUCGAGAAGGAGGGUAUCCUGUACGUGAGAGAGCGGCAAGAGGGCUUCUUUCGCAGGACGGAAAGUACAGGUAAAAAACCCGAGAACAAAAAUCAGAAAGGAAGAUCGCAUAAGAGCCUACGAGAUCUCAAUUGCGUUACCGCCGGCGCGAGCAAAGUAAGUCUCGAACGAUGGUGCAGACUGCGAGGCAACCUUCUGUUCUAUUUCAAAUCGCGGGAGCAGUGGUCGGAGCCGCUGGGGGUGAUCAUACUGGAGCAGUGCACGGUCCGCGUGGAUCCGUCCAGCAAUCACGUUCCUUACGGAUUCAGCAUAGUUUUCGACGGAGGCUUGUUUCAACAGUUGGGCGCGAACACGGCCGAGGAACGGGACAGUUGGUUGCAGGCGCUGCAGCUGGCCAGCUACGAGUGCAUGCGGAGCCAAUUGCUGUCGCUGCGGCAGCGUAUCGAGGCCUUCAGCGGGCACAAGCACGACACCGACAUACAGAUGUUGCGGCUGCAGCGCGGGACCUUCACAGAUCCGGCGGAAGUACCAAUGUGCGAGGUAUCGUUAGCCUGCGACAAUCUGUUGUGCGAUGGGCACGGCCGACCGCCCACUCCCGUUUUAGAGAUAGAUGUACAGGCAAAAUCUUCCAAAACUUGGAUUAAGUACGCACGAACCGAAGUCAUAGAGCAAAGUAGUAAUCCGAAUUUCUUAACUACGGUAAGCUUUCGAGCCAGCGACGGGUUAACCACUGAAACGAAAAUUAGGAUAACCGCAUACGACGUCAGAGAAAGAGUCAGCCAGACCGCAACUCCAAUAGGAAGCGCGAUAGUGACAUUUAGCACAGUGCAAGACACUCCUAGAUUAAGGAUACCAUUAAAGUCAGCGAAAACAACGACAGUCGGAUUUUUAACAAUUAACGUGUGGAAUCUGGAAGCCGAGGAUAAAGGGAAUAGCACAGAGAGUACGCCGUCGCGAAAUGCAGUGUACAACAGUAAUAAUCAACAACAGCUGCCUUCGCACAGACGCUCGCAAUCGUUACCUCCGAGAUUAGGGACGAAAAUUAAGUUCCCGCAUCAAGGCCAGUUAAAACUUCUCUUUGCAAAUCCAUUCGUGCAGACUUACAGAUUCCACUCUGGAUUAGGGGGUGAUAUAUGCGUGCAUGAGAUUAUGGCCGAGAGUAAACUCUGUUUUCAAUUUCCGCAACAUUUGCUGGGUAUUUGGAUACAAGAGGAGAAAGAAUUGUUACAAGAGGUAGCUGGAAUGGGAGAGCUGAGGGAGCCUUGGCAUACGAAGCAAAUCGAAUUGCUCGAUCGCCAUCUUCACUUGUUACAUUUGUAUUCCCAAGCCAAAGAAAACUUAGCCGCCUACAAAGGGAGUUAUUUCAAGCAGUCGUCGCGUAAGAACGACCGCACUCUCGAAUUUGCGCCUUUGAAUUUACACCUUCAACGAAUGUGGGUCCACAACGACACGUUGAACAAGUGUGGGUUUUACGAUUUUAUUAGCGUAGGAGCGUUCACGGCUCAUUCCCAUAAAAGCAAAAACGGCGGACUCAUAAGAUUGGUGCAGGCACUGAAGGAGUCGCCCAUGCGAAGUAAUCAGCUGUAUCAGGGAACAUCCAAAAUUACGAUGGCGCACGACGCGAUCCAGGCGAUCAAGCAACUACGCCGGGACGUUGUAGAGGCAAUGAGAUCCUUGAUGAAACUCGCCAAGGAGAAGCAGACGAGUGGCAUGCUACCGAUAUGCGAGGACAUGAUCACGAAGACCAGGAUCUUGCUCAGUCUCUGGGAUCCCGGCUUGGUGGAGGAGGCUUUAACGUUUCUGGAAGAGUACAAAGUCGCGAAAGUCCAGGAUAACUCAACCACGUCCUCGGACGACACUCUGACGCUGGACUUUAAGGUCAAUCAAUCCCUGUCGCCGUUCAAACGGAUCACGCAGCAAUUGAACUUCGACUUGAGGAGCCCCGAUUUCGACGACUUCGUCACGCCCGACACUCCCGAGUGCGUGCAGGACAUCUGGUCGAAGAACGGCAUCAGGAACGGGGAGUACGCCUCCCUCGCGUACUCUAGAAACGAGGCGCCCAACAGUAACACCGGCGAGGGCGACAUCGCGGAAGAGAAUUUCGUGAUAUUCCCGGACGUGGAGGACGAUCCCAAGCAGACGGAGGCGGAAACCGGCGAGAAUGUUCAGCGAAAUCACGACAGCGAGAAGAAGGAGGGCUACGACGACGAGAAGGAAGACUUGAGGAACGACACCGAUCCGUGCAAGCGUUUCUUGGACACCCAGAAGAUGUGCAAUUCGCCAUCCGCGAAUUAUUACAAACCCACGGACGAGCCGGAGCCGUGGGAUCUCACUCAGUUGAACAUCGAGGCGAGCGUUAUGUGCCUCGUGUCGAAGGUCAAGUUUCUCUGCGGCAGAUGCAGCAGUCCGGCCGUGCGGUUGCGUAACAAGGGUAGCCUGGGCAGAUCGCAGAGCUUGAAGGGCUGCCUGCCGAGCAAUCGGCACAACGUCGAGGUCGUGACCAUUCAGCCGAAAAACGGCAUCAAAUGCGAGGAGUCGAACAAAUUGCUGGAGGAGUCGAGCCCGGGAAUGGAGAAACCGGCGCUCUCCAAGGCAAAGGAAGGGAUAACCGAUACUUACCGUAACUCGUCUUCCAAUGAAGUGUGCCAAGCGGUCGACUCGAUGACGCGCGUGAUCAAAAGUAAUUCGGGACAGAGGAACAAGUUCACCGAGGGCCUAGACUUCGCGUCGAUCGUCGACUGGACGAGCGAGCUCCGGCCGAGCAUGAAGAAGCUGCGGCAAGCCAUGGACGGUCUGCUGAAGACUGCAAGGCUGACGCACUCUGUGUUUCGCGUGCAGGAGGACUCGAAAACGGCGCAGCGCGCGUGCAACGUCCGGUACAGACGGGACGUUUGCUUCAGUCAAGCGCUAACUGCCUUAGUAACCGGCAUAAUGGCGAAACUGUGGUGCCAACGGCCCGACCCGAUGUUUCUGCUAAUACUCACAACUCUGGGACCACUGGUUUCCUUCGAAGGCCUUCUUAGCUAUUACGGAGACGAGAUUGACAUGUGGGGCGACAUGGCCGUGGCGGUCGAGGACACGCAUACCGUCACAUUCACUCUGUCCAGAUGUGGCAUUCAACCCAGGGUCGAAGGAAAAGCCAGCACGUUUCAGCUACCUGUGCCGCGCGUAGUAGGAUCGCGGAGCGCGCUGACGGUGAUACUCCCGGUUCCGGACGCGAUUUACUCCCUCUUGCCGUUAGUGCCCUCCUCGAGACAAACGUUGUCGUUCAACGUGACUCCGGUGUUCUUCAACGUCGGCAUCAACGAGAUGGCUUCCUUAGCCGAGAGCCUCGGCACCACGAAGCCGCAGGAGAAAAGCAAUAUGGAUAAUUUCGAUAGAUUGAACGAAUAUUACUUGAGAUUCAAAAAGCUGAAUCUACCGACGGAACCUACAUCCACGCGUUUUGCCGCUAGGUCGAUUCUGGGCCACACCUUGUCGGAUAUGAUGAUGAAUUUGAAGACAUGUGUGCAGGAAAGAGUCAACAAGAACGUAGAAAUCUUGCAACUGUCCUCGCAAAUAUGCCGAAGAAUGCGCGGAUUGAGAUUCACCAGCUGCAAAAGCGCGAAAGAUAGGACCGGUAUGGCGAUCACUCUUGAACAAGUCAAUAUAUUGUCGUCGGAAUACCAUCUGGCUGAACACGAGUACAUGAGGGCUCUCGACUGUAUGCGAAGCGAGGGCUGUCGCCGGGAGAACACGUGGAAGAACAUCGGCGUGCGCAAGUACGCGUUCAACAGCUUGCAGAUUCUGACGCUGCCCAGACUCUACCGGCCGCCGACCGGCACGUACGGCUCUGCCCAGACUUAAGGUGGAAGACCAAUUCAGCGUUCACGUACGCACACACAUUGCACGAAAUUAAAUUUGACUCUCUGGCUGUGUAAUCGCGGAUUAACUUCCGUAGUAUGCGCUAAGUAUGUAGUACUUGUUAACAGGAUAACAGACGCUGAACGCCGAGAUGCGUUCGAGUGACGUAAUUCUUUAGAGAAUUUAUUGGGGGCACGCGAAUGGCACGUGUUAGGCAUACGAUGCCCCAACCAGGGACGUAGCAAUAUGAUAACGAAAAGAAAGAGCUUCGCUUUUUAAUUUUUUUUUUUGUUGAGAUUGGUUUUUUUUUGUUUACGCGUUUUGAGAUUCAACCAACAAUUGUGUCGUUGUGUAUGAGAAAUUUACACGUUUCGUUUUCGAGCGUAAGAGCCGUAGAGCUACGCUCCCGAAAGUAUUUAAGUGCGUUAUCGCCUAGAUUUGCGACGUAGAGCCGACGCGAAUUAACGCGAACUCGGUGCCGCGAAGUGAUAAGCGGUGAAUUAUUUACGUGUACUGUAAUGGGGCUGUAGGGCUGUAAAUCGGAUUAAGAUGGAACCUCCCCUACCGAUUCGCUUCCAUUCGCCAACGUAUUUUUUUAGAGAUUCUUUCAGUGCUGUUUCUAUGGUGCAGGUUUUUAAUUUUGAUCCAAUUUCACUCCAACCCGCGUGUUGCUGGCGAGUUUUUGCAAUAUCGUAAACGCCCUCGGAUACCGUAAACGCUGAACUCGCUGAGCUUGGUAUAUUUCGCACAAGUAUAUUUCGCAUAAGACUACAAAUAAAUCAUGAGUUAUCAGUCCAUUUCCGCAGCGUUGCAUGUGAUCUUUAGCGUUUACCAUAUUAAAAAAAAAAUGCGAUAUUGCAAAAGCUGUCUGUUAUAUCUAACCGAAUCUUAUCGUGUUUGUUGAAUCGAUUACUCGCCUUUACAGGAAUAAUUAGCUCGGUGCCAUUUUUCUGCCAUAUUAUUACUCAUGGAAUAUCCGAUAAUCCUUAGCAUCGUUAGCAUCGAUUUCGAAGAGAUAUCGCGAGAUAUCGUGUAAACGUUAUUCGGCAACGAGUGACGUAUUGUAUUUAAACGGGAGAAUGUUAUUUUCACAAAACGCGUGUCUAUGCGUGCGUGGAAAUUUCCGUGUUAAUAUAUCCAACAUUUUGUCAUACAAAAGAAUUCAAACACAUAAACACGUAGCCGUACCUCCAUCACCCCAAACUGAAUAAUCUACUAACGCGUUACCAUAUCUAUAAGUAUAGACGGUAGACUCCAACAGGUUGGACAAUUGUUUUCAAUAAAUUAUUAAUUUUACCCGA